This is a messenger RNA of Eucalyptus grandis, 1294 nucleotides long. RefSeq names its product glutamate receptor 2.2-like. Bases 27 to 1226 code for a protein of 399 amino acids. Gene Ontology annotation, cellular component: plasma membrane. Gene Ontology annotation, molecular function: glutamate-gated receptor activity. The record is from RefSeq and is a predicted model, not a curated record. The transcript has 2 exons. NCBI's taxonomy places the organism in Eukaryota, Viridiplantae, Streptophyta, Magnoliopsida, Myrtales, Myrtaceae.
UAUUUGUCAAAGCAAAAGAGGUGGGAAUGAUGAGCGAAGGUUAUGUGUGGAUCUUGACUAAUGGAAUCACUGACCAAUUGAGUUCUCUGGAUUCAUCUGUCGUCACUAGUUCGAUGCAAGGAGUAUUGGGCAUCAACGCUUACAUCCCGAACACACCAAACCUGAACAACUUCACGGCCCGAUGGAAGAUGAAAUUCCAACAAGACAAUCCAUCCGUCCUUAAUCCUACGUUGAACAUUUUUGGAUACUGGGCUUAUGACGCUGCUCAGGCUCUGGCAAUGGCUGUCGAGGAAAUGGGUGUGGCUAAUUUUACCUUCCAGAUGUUUGAUGCUUCAAUAGAUACAACAGAUCUCGACAUUAUUGGGGUCUCUAAAAGUGGUCCGAAACUUCUCCAAGAACUAGCCAGUACGACAUUCACGGGCCUCACUGGAAAUUUUAGACUCGUUCAUGGGCAGCUAGAGUGGUCAACAUUCCAGAUUGUUAAUAUCAAUGGACAUGCAGCAAGAGAGAUUGGGUUUUGGACGCAAGAAAAUGGGCUGCGAAGAGAUUUGUAUUCAUUCAGCAAAAGUAAAUAUUCCACUUCGAAGAGUAAUCUCGGAUCGAUAAUAUGGCCAGGAGAUUCCACCUCUAUUCCUAAGGGAUGGGACACUCCCACAAAUGGGAAGAGGCUGAAAAUUUUAGUCCCUGUGAGGGAUGGUUUCAAUCAAUUUGUGCAAGUGACUAAUGAUCUUAGCACAAAUACAUCCAAAGUCACUAGAUACUGUAUUGACAUCUUUCAAACCAUUAUAGAAAAAUUGCCUUAUGUUGUGGCUUAUGACCUUAUUCCGUUUGCCUUUUCCAAUGGAAGUAGCAUGGGCAGUUACAACGACAUGAUCGAUCAAGUAAUUUACCAGAAUUACGAUGGAAUCGUGGGUGAUAUAUCAAUCACUGCAAACAGAUCACUAUACGUGGACUUCACGGCACCAUACACCGAACCGGGGGUCGCAAUGGUUGUGCCAUACAAGGACAGCAAGGGCAAGAAUGCUUGGGUUUUCUUGAAGCCACUCACUUGGGACCUUUGGUUAACAAUCGGAUGCUUCUUUGUGUUUAUAGCAUUCGUCGUGUGGAUUCUUGAGCACCAAAUUAAUGAAGAUUUCCAGGGUCCGGCUGGGCAUCAAGUUGGCACGAGCUUUUGGUUCUCGUUUUCAAUCAUGGUCUUUGCACAAAGUAAUCACCCUUCACUUUAAAAAAUCAAUUGAACAUUGUAAUCUACAUAUCAUUCUUGGAUAAUUUAGGUGCUUUCCCUUAAUUUGGA